AUGGAGGAUUCUGAUGCUCCAUCGCCUCAGCGGGUGAUGGCAGAUCCGGAUCCUAAUUCUCUUCAAGAGGCGAUGCAAGGUCCAAUUAAUGUUUGGCUGGGGCCUAUUGGCCCCGUCCUCCAGAGACUCCUAACGCUCACGGCUUCUGGAAAGAGUCUGCCGGAUGGACUCGGCGCCGAUCAGAUUGUUCUUCUAAGAAAUGGUCUCAAGAAAUUAUGCUCCCCCCUGGAGGAUAUGUCGGAAGCCGAGGUCGACGCUAGCACCACGGCCAGGUGGUGGAUGAAGAUAGUUCGUGAACUUUGUUACGACACAGAGGAUCACCUGGACGAGGUUGUGGGCGCUGGCGCUCAUCUAGAUUUUUCACAAUUUCUUGCUCGUGCUAAUGAUGCGAUGGAAAGACGCGAGCGAUUCCACUGGUCGCCUCCCAGGUCUAUCAUCAAGCCAGCUGACCGGGGGGAAGCUGGUGUCAGCUGCCUCACCUCGGAUCCCAUCGGCGGCCGUAGCAGAAAAGUUAACGUUGUGGAGUCCCCAGACAGGCUUGUCAAGCUGCUGGCUUUAGACAAGACUGAUCUCAAGGUGAUACCGAUAAAUGGAUGUGCAGGUGCCGGAAAAACAACAGUUGCCAGAACUUUGUAUCACAGGCACGGACGGCAAUUUCACUACCGGGCUUUCGUGACUGUGUCCCAGAAUCCAGAUAUGAGGGGUUUUCUCAGCAGCAUGCUCUCACAACUUAAGGCACCAAGCCCCCUUGGCUUUCCUGAUGUGCCAGACCUUGUUGAUGCUAUCAGCGAGCAUCUACAACGCAAAAGGUACUUCAUUGUAAUUGAUGAUUUGUGGACUGCAUUAGUAUGGAAUAUUAUUAGCCGUUCUUUUCCACAUGGUGAUUAUUGCAGCAGAAUAAUAAUAACCACACAGAUUGAUGAUGUAGCAUUGGAAUGCUGCAGUUAUAACUCGGGCUAUAUGUAUAAGAUGGAACCUCUUAAUGAUGAUGAAUCGAGAAAGCUAUUCUUUGGUAGAGUGUUUGGCUCUGAAGAUGAUUGUCCAGUAGAUAUCAAAGAAAUUUCAUAUGAGAUUAUCAGGAAAUGUGGUGGUUUGCCAUUGGCAAUUGUAAGUAUAGCCAACCUGUUAGCAAGUGAAUCAAACAACGUAAAGGAGAAGUGGAAGCACAUACAGGAUUCUUUGCCGUCCACUUCCGAAGUGAUCUGCAAUAGUCUUCCACACCUUAUGUACGAUAGUCUUCCACCUCGUUUGAGGACAUGCCUGCUAUAUCUCAGCAUGUAUGCACAGGGCUGCGUGAUCAAAAAGGAUGAUUUGGUGAAGCAGUGGGUGGCUGAAGGUUUUCUCAGUCCUGUGGUUGGGCGAGACACAGAAAAGAUUGCUGAGGGCUAUUUUGAUGAGCUUGUCAGCAGUGGAAUGGUCCAAGCCGUGGACACCAACAAUAACGGCAAGGUGUUGUCUUGUACAGUUCAUCAGAUGGUACUGGAUUUUAUUAGGCAGAAAUCCAUGGAAGAGAAUUUCAUUAUCGCUAUGGACUAUUUUCAAUCAACUCUUGCACUUGCUGACAAAGUUCGCCGAUUAUCCGUCCAGUUUGGAGGGGUAAAAAACGCAUAUAUACCACAAAGUAUCGUAACAUCCCAAGUCAGAUCACUUAUGUUUUGGGGUUUCUUCAAAUGUGUACCUUACAUUAGGGAUUAUGGACUUCUUCGAGUUCUGGUUCUUCAUAUUUGGGCUGAUCGACACAAGAAGAGUUUUGAUCUCAUGGCAAUCGGGAAGCUAUUUCAACUAAAGUACCUCAAGAUUGAAUGUAACAUCACUGUCAAGCUUCCAGGCACGAUUCGAAAGCUGGAACACUUGGGUACACUGCAAGUAGAUGCAAGAUUAUCUGCUGUUCCAUCAGAUAUUGUUAAUCUGAAGAAAUUACUGCAUCUCUGUUUCCCGAGCGAGUCUAUUCUGCCCAAUUUAACUGCCAACAUGACAUCACUUCGCACUCUUGGAUAUUUGGAUCUCGGCAGUGACUCAAAAGAGAAUGUGUUGCAUCUUGGAGGGCUGACCAAUCUCCAGAAUCUUCAGCUCACCUGUUCUACAGCAAAAAAUUUGGUAAUGAAUGUUCAACACCUAGGCUCGAUCCUUGAGAAACUCAGCGCCUUGCAGUCCCUGACUCUGGUACCAGCUGCUUCUGGCUCCUCUUGUAUAAAUAUUCUUGAGGAUGGCUUCAGGAUGGCGUCUCCUCCUAGCCCGGACCUGCCUCUUCAGAAGAUCGAGCUGUCACGGCGCUGUUGCAUCUUCUUCAGCCUGCCUAAGUGGUUUGGAGAACUGAGGAACCUCUGCAUUCUAAAGAUUGCAAUUAGGAGACUGUCCAUGAAUGACACUGAUAUGCUGAAAGGACUACCUGCCCUCACUGCUCUCACCCUGUAUCUCCAGACAGUUUAUAAAGAGAAGAUAGUCAUCGACGUUGGGGGCUUCCAAGUACUCACCUACUUCAAGUUCAUGUGUGCUGCGCCAUACCUAUCCUUUCUGCAAGGAGCAAUGCCCAGAGUCCAGAAGCUCAAGAUAGGUUUCAAUUUUAACCAAUGGAGAUCACAUUCCUUUGGAACAAUUGGUUUCCCUCACUUGACAGGCCUGACAGAGGUCUCCGUAAAACUUGGGGUUCGAAAUGCUGAUGAAGAAUUUGACAAAAAAGCUGCACGGUCUGUGGAGGCUGCCGUAAGGUGUCACCGGAACACUCUUAUACUCAGAUUAAAAUGCAUGGAUAUGAUUUUUGAUGGCACUAAGGAUAAGCUUACCACGGCCGAAGAAGAAGAGAAAAAACGCGAGGAGAUCCAGAAAGGCAAGAAAAAGAUGAUGGAACGUUUGGAGGGAUAUCUGAACAAGCAAUUAGUGGAUGGCAGAUAUGCGAGAAAAGAUCCACUGACGCAUCAUGCACAAUCAUUCAACGUCGUGACGGGCGCCAUGAACUCUCUCCUCCCCAAGCUGCUUGACCUCCUCGAGGACGAGUGCACGCUGCAGAAGGGCAUCAAGAAGCUUGUCGACUCCCUCUACAUGGAACUGGAGGCUCUGCAAGCUGCUCUCUGUGAGGUGGCGAAGCUGGAGGCUAAACAACUGGAUGAGGUGCUCAAUACGUGGGCCAGGGAUGUAAGGGACCUCUCGCAUGACGCUGAGGAUAUCGUCGAUUCCUUAGCAGUGCGCGUCGAGGGCUCUGAUCCUGAAACAAUACUAAAGGCCGGUAUUGUUGAUAUCCUUAGUCCUAGAACCUCUGCGUUGCUCAGCAGAGGGAAGGCCCGCCAUGAGAUCUCUGAUGCCAUCGAUGACAUGAUGUCAAAGGUCCAGGAUUUGGCCACCCGACGUGAGAGAUACAAGGUCGGCGCCCACACCGCUCCUAAUCCAAAUGCCGCAGUUAGCUUUGACCCUCCCUUGUCGGAUGUGUACAAAUACCCCAAAGAUAUGGUUGCCAUAAAGGUUCCAAGGGACGAGGUGAUAAUGAUGCUGACAGAUGGAAAUGUGAUCAAGAAGCUGAAGAUAGUCUCUAUUCUUGGAAUGGGAGGAUUGGGGAAGACCACUCUUGUUAAAGCAGUGUAUGACAAGAUUCGACUGCAGUAUGAGUACACGGCUUUCGUUUCAGUAUCUAGGUAUCCUGAUGUGACGAAAGUUUUGAUGGAGAUCCUUUUCCAAAUUGACAAGCAAAACUGUAGGAAUCUCAGUUUGCCAAAAUUAGAUCAUCAUUAUCUUAUUGAUGAAAUCAGGAGACUACUUCAGAACAAGAGAUACUUGAUCGCAAUUGAUAAUAUAUGCGAUGUGAAUUUGUGGGAAAUAAUCAAACUGGCUUUUGUUGAUAAUGGACUUGGAAGUAGAGUAGUCACAACUACUCGGAUUCACCUGGUGGCCAAGACUGGAGGUGAAGUUUACCAGCUAAAACAACUUACCGAUGAGCAAUCAAGAGAAUUAUUCAGUGCAAGACUGUUCAAUGGUGAGAAAAAUGUCCCUCACAAUAUAGGGGAGGUGCCAACUAAGAUUUUGUCGAAAUGUGAUGUUGUACCGCUGGCUAUCAUAACAGCAGCUAGUUUGUUGGUCGGAAAAUCAACGAAUGAUUGUUCCAAGGUGUACAACAAUAUUGAUUUCGGGUCUGAGUUUGAAGACAACACAAGAAAGAUACUGAAAUCUAACUAUUACGAUCUUCCUUAUCACUUGAGGGCAUGUUUAUUGCAUCUACACAUGUUUCAAGAGGACUGUAUAAUCAGGAAAGAAGCUUUGAUCUGGAAAUGGGCAGCCGAAGGUUUAAUUGCAGAGGUGCAUGGAAAAGGGUUAUUUGAGCUUGGAGAGGGAUACUUGAAGGAACUCAUAAACAGAAACCUGGUCAUGCCGGUUGAGGACGACUCAAAUCCUGGGAAGGUAAUUGGCUGCUGUGUCCAUGAUUUGGUUCUCGAUAUGAUCUGUUCCUUAUCAACUGAAGAAAACUUUAUUACCGUACUGGAUAGUAACAAGCAAGAACCUCUGGCUAACAAGACUGUCGAAAGCAAGACUCGCAGGUUAGCUGUCCAAAAAUGGGACGCGGAGCAGGGCGACCCUCUGGCUAACAUUCGCCCAGAAAGGCUGAGGUCAUUUAACACCAUGGGGUGUCAUUUGAGUAUGGAACUAUCAGUUUCAAGGUUUAAGCUGAUGCGCGUCCUUGCUCUGGAAGAAUGUACGUUGUUUGAUGGAAAUCUUUCUCAUCUAGGGAAGUUACUUCUGUUGAGGUACCUCGGACUAUAUAAGACACCUAUCAAAAAGCUACCGGAAGACAUAGGUGACCUGAUUUAUCUGCAGACACUGGACCUGAGGGGAACAAGUGUGAAAGAAUUGCCAGAGAGAGUGGCUGGGUUACGGCAACUCAAGUGCCUGCGAGCUGAUAAAGGCACAGCAGUGCCGGAUUGGAUGGAAAAUCUUACAUCCUUAGAAGAGUUGCGGCUGGGCGAGGUCAGCAGGUCCGCAGACUUCACGACUGAGCUGGGCAAACUGACAGGGCUGAGGGAACUUGAGAUUUGGAUUGACGAGUUGGAUAAGAACCAAAACAAUGCUUUGGUGCAGUCUAUGAGAAAACUAGAGAAAAUACAAGUCCUAAGAAUUAUGGGCAAUAGGUGGACAUCAGGGAGUGAACUUAAUUGGGAAGACUUCUACCCACCUGUACAACUCCGUGAGUUACACCUAUCAAGCAUCCCAUGCCCACGGCUGCCCAAACGGAUCACCGUCUCCCAUGUUCCAAUGCUCUCUCGCUUAUCUGUGUACGUAAAGGCCAUAAAGGAGGAGGAUCUGGAUCUCCUUGGGGCAUUGCCAGAGCUCAUCAGUCUGGAGCUGCUAUCGCUGUGGGACGCCGUCCGCGAAAUCAAGGGUGGCGGUGCGUUCCCAAGGUUGAAGUUCUUUAACACGUUCUCACCAUUCAAGUUUCUACCAGGGGCUAUGCCAAGACUUGCAAUCCUUCACUUCGCACUACUCAUCACUUCCCGGGGGCCACUAGAUAAAUUCAAGGUUAAUUUUGAAAAUUACUUUGUUAACUCCAUGUUGGGGAACCUCCUUUCACUUGAGAAAGUGGAAGUGAGACCCCUUGAUGACGUCGAGGUGAUGUGUGAAGCAGUGAGGCGUGGACUGGACCAACAUCCCAACAGUCCAAGCCUUCAUAUCUUAAAAUAA
Triticum turgidum subsp. durum (durum wheat) is the source of this 5661-nucleotide messenger RNA. NCBI's taxonomy places the organism in Eukaryota, Viridiplantae, Streptophyta, Magnoliopsida, Poales, Poaceae. The record is from the annotation of a GenBank genome assembly.